AUGGACGAAAUGCUCGAGAUCAACUACGGCAAGCGAUUAGGAUUCAAGAAACCGAUGUGGACGUGGGUGACCGAUCAAGCUAUAAGCCUGAUGCAGAUAGAGUUGCAGCUUACCUUUGAACUGGGCCUAGCAGACAACGAAGAGAUGCCUAUGCUGUUGUGGUUUGAGGACUAUCUAAUUGGUGUUAGGUUAUAUGCCUUGCGAGAGAUGCUCAACGCAUUGGACCUAGCAUCGAAGCCACGACAUCUCCGUAGAAGCGAGCGUAAGAAUAGGCAGCUUCCUCCCCCAGAGCCUACUAACGACAUGGCCCUAUUGCAGGCCAGGAUGGAGAUCAUUCAGGGUUCAUUCCGUAUGAUGCUGGCGUUGCAGUAUAUUGGGCUUAUGAAUGCCCCGACUGAAGCUGUGGCCAAGUCGAUCGCGUCGCGGUUCGCUGUGAGGAUACAGACUAUGCUUUCUAGUUACCGUCUCCCGCACGAGCUCACCUUUGCGGACUUCCUCCAGUCGACAGCGAUGGCGGUCACUGGACAGGACCAAUCUGAUGCCAACUUGGGUCUGCAACGUGUGGUGCUGAACAGUAUCAAGUCGCUGAACGGAACAGGAUUCUACUUGGAGCAAGUUGGGAAGCGGUCGAAAGCUGAUGCUCGUACCAGGAGGGAUGUUCAGCAGAUGAGGAGGGUCAUACUUUCGAAUAUCCUGGUACUCAGACAGCUGGCCACUGGUUCUAUCGAUCAAGAGAGCACUACAGCUUGUGCUAACUUGAAGUAUCAUCCCAACCUGAUUACGGUGGUGUUGGGUAAGAAGACUGGGCAGCAGUGAUCUUCGGCGAUACUUGGCGGUGCGGAUGUUACAUUCAGCAGCUCUU
Messenger RNA from Perkinsus marinus ATCC 50983, 862 nucleotides. RefSeq lists its product as hypothetical. The transcript is spliced from 6 exons. Bases 1 to 816 code for a protein of 271 amino acids. Gene Ontology annotation, cellular component: NatC complex. Gene Ontology annotation, biological process: N-terminal peptidyl-methionine acetylation. The record is from RefSeq and is a predicted model, not a curated record. Lineage: Eukaryota; Perkinsozoa; Perkinsida; Perkinsidae.